Molecule: messenger RNA, 171 nt
Organism: Choloepus didactylus (southern two-toed sloth)
Lineage: Eukaryota; Metazoa; Chordata; Mammalia; Pilosa; Megalonychidae
Gene: CTXND2
Product: cortexin domain containing 2
Exons: 1
Coding region: 4-171 (55 amino acids)
Source: RefSeq, a predicted model, not a curated record
CCCAUGGAAGAUCCAAGCCUGUCUGGCACUGUUGAUGUGGACAAAGGCUUUGCCAUUGCCUUUGUUGUUCUUCUGUUUCUGUUCCUAAUAGUGAUGAUUUUUCGAUGUGCCAAAUUGGUGAAGAAUCCAUAUGAGGCAAGCUCCACAGUCACAGAAUCAUCUCUGAGCUGA